UCGCAGUUCGCACGUAAAAAAAUUUAAAACUUGUUCAAACUUGUAGAAGUUGUAGACUUAUAAAAUUAAGCUUUCAUUUUAUUUUUUUCUGUUUAAUUUUACUUUUAUAUAGUAAUUUUUCUUAUGUUUAGUUGGAUGUAAAUAAUCUUUACUAAAGAAUGGCUCCGUCGAAAAUAGAUAACGGCACAGUGCUUAUUAUAGAUAUCGGUAAAAAUGUUUCUGAUCCCGAAGAGAAGAAUGGGAAAAGUUUCUUUGAAAAAGCCAGAGAAUGUGCAAUACGUAUAAUAGAAAGAAAAGUAAUCAGUCAAGGAAAGAAUUUACUGGGUAUGAUCUUAUUAGGAUCAAAGAAAACGAAAAACAAUUUAGCAGAGUCAGGAGGUUGUAGGCAUAUAGAAAUGUAUUCAGACUUACAAUAUCCAACUUGGCAAAUGAUACGAGACUUUCCAGAUAAGCCAUCAAAAGCUAAGGGAAACUGGUUUGAUGCCUUAUUAGUAGCUGUUGAUCAGUUUAAAAAUGGAUUUACUAGUCUUAAAAUUAGUAAUAAACAAAUUAUGUUAAUGACUAACUUCCUGGAACCAUGUGAUGUUGAAGCAAGUGAAAUUGAACAGGCUGUAAGUGGCCUUCGAGAGGAGGGAUUUCAAGUAGACAUUAUUGGCCCAGACAUAUAUGACAACGAAAACAAAAACAGUGAAUUUGAACUAGCAAAACAAUUUGUUGAAGGUACAAAUGGGGUCACAGCUACAUUUGAAUUCACUAUGAGGUAUUUACUUUUUCAUAAAAAGAAAGCUGUUAAUCCUAUACCUUGGAAUGUAGAUUUAAGUAUUGGAUCAACCAUAAAAAUACCUGUAUCAACUUACAUAAGAAUUAAAGAUGAACCAGUCAUUAAAAAGUGGAGUGUUGCUAUAAGAGAUCCAGUUACAAAUUCAAAAAGCAAUACAGAAUAUGUGGAUAAAAGUAAGAUUUUAGUAAAUACAGAAAACCAAAUGAUAGUUGAUCCCGACAAAAACAUCAAAGGAUAUCUAUAUGGGCAACAAGUUAUUCCAUUCUCUGAUUUCGAUAAGGGUAUGCUCUAUGAUUCUGGGCCAAAAUCUUUAACAGUAUAUGGAUUCACAAAAGCAUCAAAAAUAACCUGGCAAUGUUUAAACGGAGAUGGCUUGUCAUACGUUUUUGGACGUAAAGGUGAUAAAAAAGCACAAUAUGCUGUCAGAUGUUUGGUCGAGUGUCUACUGGAAUUAAAAUUAGUAGGUAUAGUAAGAAGAGUUUAUAAUAAUGGAAAUGCACCCAAAAUGUAUGCUCUCAUGCCUGUUAUUGAUUCCGAUAACUAUGUUUGUCUUUCUAUGAUUGGCAUAUGUUUUAAAGAAGAAAUAAAAAACAUGGCAUUUCCAAGCACAGAAUUAAAAAAAUUUGAAUGCACUAAUGAACAAGUUAAUGCAUUCAAGGAAUUAAUAAGAAAUAUGGAUCUAACCAAAGCAUAUGAGGAUACAGAAUUUGAUGACACCGAAGCAUUUCCGAUCGCUAAGAUGGUUAGUCCUUCUGCACAAUAUGUUUUAGAUUGCUUAGCCUUUAGAGCCUUGAAUCCAGGGAAACCUUUACCACCACCAAGAGAUGAUAUAACAAUGCUGUUCAGAGUACCACCAUUGAUAGAAAAGAGAAGGAAACAGCCAUUAGACGAAUUAAAAAGCUUAUUUGUUUUAAAUAAAGUUGAAAUUAAGAAGAGGGUAAAAACGAAAACUAAUGAGGCAAUGGAUGACAAAGCAUCAACAUCUAACACAUAUGGUAUAGGUAUGGACAACCUUCCUAAAAUAGACAUUAACAGCUUAAAGAAAUCUAACCAGGUAACAAAAAUAAGUACUUGGAAUGCAAUAAAUGAUUUUGAUGCCCUUAAAAGGGAGGGUAUUGAUAUAAAAGAUCUUGCUCCUCAAAUGAUAGAAGCUAUUGAAAGUAUGAUAUUUGGCAACAUUGAUGGUAACUAUUCAAAGGCAUUGGAAGUAAUGUCUCAUUUUAGACAUGAAUGCCUCAACGCAGAACCUUCUUAUUACAAUAACUGGCUUAAAAAAAUCAGAGUGGAAUUAAUAGAUCGUAAUAGAAAUGAUAUUAUCAGUAUGGUAAAUGAAAAGAAACUUAAUUAUAUUGUAAAAAGUGAGAACAGUUUAAGUAAGCUAGAAUUUGAUACAUUUGAUGACAGUCAAUUGUAUGAAACUGACACGGUACCUAAUUUAACUCAACUUACUAUAAGUUCAGAAGUCAAUGAUCUUUUUGAUAAUAUGUAAAUUAUUUUUAAUUUGGAUAUGUUGUUUUUUUUUAUUUUUGUUUUUGUAUUAACUUUUGUCUGUUAAUUUGUUUAUUAUAUUUCCUCUAAGGGAUAAUCUGUUUAAUCUGUGUAAUUAUAUUUCAACAACUUUUA
Nymphalis io (European peacock) is the source of this 2404-nucleotide messenger RNA. Its product is annotated as X-ray repair cross-complementing protein 5-like. NCBI's taxonomy places the organism in Eukaryota, Metazoa, Arthropoda, Insecta, Lepidoptera, Nymphalidae. Bases 159 to 2270 code for a protein of 703 amino acids. The record is from RefSeq and is a predicted model, not a curated record. Gene Ontology annotation, biological process: cellular response to X-ray; cellular response to gamma radiation; double-strand break repair via nonhomologous end joining. Gene Ontology annotation, molecular function: double-stranded DNA binding; telomeric repeat DNA binding; damaged DNA binding. Gene Ontology annotation, cellular component: Ku70:Ku80 complex; nucleus. The transcript has 3 exons.